Oryctolagus cuniculus (rabbit) is the source of this 4979-nucleotide messenger RNA. The record is from RefSeq and is a predicted model, not a curated record. NCBI's taxonomy places the organism in Eukaryota, Metazoa, Chordata, Mammalia, Lagomorpha, Leporidae.
GUUCAGAGCGUUCGCUACGUCUUCGGAGAGAAAACUACAUUUCCCAGGAGGCACCGCGAAGCAACGCCCGUACUCUAUUUCCCAGAGUUCCCGGAGAUCGGCCGAGUCGGACUGCCUCUCCUCAGGAGCUAGACUUCGGAGCCAAGAUGGCGACGGGGACGGGCAAACACAAGCUGCUGAGUACUGGCCCCACAGAGCCAUGGUCCAUCCGAGAGAAGCUGUGUUUAGCAUCUUCUGUCAUGAGGAGUGGAGAUCAAAAUUGGGUAUCAGUUAGCAGAGCAAUCAAGCCCUUCGCAGAACCUGGACGUCCUCCAGACUGGUUUUCCCAAAAACAUUGUGCUUCUCAGUAUUCAGAGCUUCUGGAGACCACUGAAACUCCAAAACGGAAACGGGGUGAGAAGGGAGAAGUGGUAGAAACUGUUGAAGAUGUGAUUGUUCGGAAACUGACGGCUGAGCGAGUAGAGGAGCUAAAGAAAGUGAUAAAGGAAACCCAGGAGAGAUAUAGAAGGCUAAAAAGAGAUGCAGAACUAAUUCAAGCUGGACACAUGGAUAGCAGACUGGAUGAGCUUUGCAAUGACAUUGCAAUGAAAAAGAAAUUGGAGGAAGAAGAGGCUGAAGUAAAAAGGAAAGCUACAGAUGCUGCAUAUCAGGCCCGUCAAGCAGUAAAAACACCCCCUCGGAGGUUACCCACUGUGAUGGUCCGCUCUCCUAUAGAUUCUGCCUCCCCUGGAGGUGAUUAUCCACUUGGGGACUUGACUCCGGCUACUAUGGAAGAGGCCACCUCUGGGGUAACCCCUGGGACUUUGCCGAAUACCCCAGUCACCUCGUUUCCUGGGAUUCCUGACACCCUUCCUCCAGGCUCUGCACCCUUAGAAGCCCCCAUGACCCCAGUAACAGAUGAUUCACCCCAGAAAAAGAUGCUUGGACAGAAAGCAACUCCACCCCCCUCCCCUCUGCUGUCAGAGCUCUUGAAGAAGGGCAGCCUCCUGCCUACUAGCCCCAGACUGGUCAAUGAGAGUGAAAUGGCUGUGGCUUCUGGCCACCUGAACAGUACAGGUGUUCUCCUGGAGGUAGGCGGGGUCCUUCCCAUGAUACAUGGUGGGGAGAUACAGCAAACACCCAAUACUGUUGCAGCCUCCCCUGCUGCCUCAGGUGCUCCCACUCUUUCCCGGCUUUUAGAAGCUGGUCCUACACAGUUUACCACACCUCUUGCUUCCUUCACUACUGUUGCCAGUGAGCCUCCAGUUAAACUUGUGCCACCCCCUGUAGAGUCUGUGUCCCAGGCUACCAUUGUCAUGAUGCCUGCGCUGCCAGCACCGUCCUCUGCUCCGGCUGUCUCCACUCCUGAAAGUGUAGCUCCAGUGAGUCAGCCUGAUGCCUGUGUUCCUAUGGAGACUGUGGGAGAUCCACAUACAGUGACUGUUUCCAUGGAUAGCAGUGAAAUCUCCAUGAUUAUUAAUUCUAUCAAAGAAGAGUGUUUCCGAUCAGGGGUAGCAGAGGCCCCUGGAGGAUCAAAACCUCCCAGCAUAGAUGGGAAGGAAGAUUUAGAUCUGGCUGAGAAGAUGGAUAUUGCUGUGUCUUACACAGGUGAAGAGCUGGACUUUGAAACUGUUGGAGACAUCAUUGCCAUCAUUGAGGACAAGGUAGAUGAUCACCCUGAAGUGCUGGAUGUGGCAGCAGUGGAAGCAGCACUAUCAUUCUGUGAAGAGAAUGAUGAUCCCCAGUCCCUGCCUGGCCCCUGGGAGCAUCCUAUCCAGCAGGAGCGGGAAAAGCCAGUACCUCUCCCUGCACCCGAAUUGAUGGUUAAGCAAGAGAGAUUGGACUUUGAGGAAACAGAAAACAAGGGGAUCCAUGAACUGGUGGACAUGAGGGAACCCAGUGUUGAGAUCAAGGUGGAACCUGCAGAAACAGAGCCAGGCAUUUCGGGGCCUGAAAUGGUAGCUGGAGUUGUCCCAGCCACAAGUAUGGAACCACCUGAACUCAGGAGUCAGGACUUAGAUGAAGAACCCAGAAGUAUUGCAACUGGAGAGAUCUCUGAAGCAGAUGUUUCCAGUGGGAAAGGCGAUGAGACCACACUUACAACUGUGAAGACAGAGGCAUCCCCUGAGAGCAUGUUAUCUCCCUCACAUGGCUCAAAUCCCAUUGAAGAUCCUUUAGAGACAGAGACUCAACACAAAUUUGAAAUGUCAGACUCAUUGAAAGAAGAAUCAGGGGCUAUUUUUGGAAGCCAGAUAAAGGAUGCCCCAGGUGAGGAUGAGGAAGAAGAUGGGGUCAGUGAAGCAGCCAGCCUAGAGGAGCCUAAGGAAGAAGAUCAAGGAGAAGGCUAUUUGUCAGAAAUGGAUAAUGAACCCCCUGUGAGCGAGAGUGAUGAUGGCUUUAGCAUACACAAUGCUACACUGCAGUCACAUACACUGGCCGACUCCAUCCCCAGCAGCCCUGCUUCUUCACAGUUUUCUGUCUGUAGUGAGGAUCAAGAAGCUAUUCAGGCACAGAAAAUAUGGAAGAAAGCCAUCAUGCUUGUGUGGAGAGCGGCAGCUAAUCAUAGAUAUGCGAAUGUCUUCUUACAGCCUGUUACAGAUGACAUAGCACCUGGUUAUCACAGCAUUGUACAGAGGCCUAUGGAUUUAUCAACUAUUAAGAAAAACAUUGAAAAUGGACUGAUUCGCAGCACAGCUGAAUUUCAGCGUGACAUUAUGCUGAUGUUUCAGAAUGCUGUGAUGUACAAUAGCUCAGACCACGAUGUCUAUCACAUGGCAGUGGAGAUGCAGCGAGAUGUAUUGGAACAGAUCCAGCAAUUCUUGGCCACACAGUUGAUUAUGCAAACAUCAGAGUCUGGUAUCAGUGCUAAAAGUCUUCGAGGGAGAGAUUCUACCCGCAAACAGGAUUCUUCAGAGAAGGACAGUGUCCCCAUGGGCUCUCCUGCCUUCCUUCUCUCUCUCUUUGUAAGUAUUGAAUGGCUGCAAAGGGUGGUGUUGCCAGAAAGUUUCAGCUCCUUCUGGGGAUGAGUGACAGAGGGAAAUCCAAUACUCAGACUGUUGCAAUGUCUUGAACUUUUGUUUAUUCGGGUCAUUGAAUAAGAAAAUGUCUUGUCUUCUGCAUUCCUGUCUUUGUGCAUGUGGGGGCGGUUAGGGCAAGGGGAUGCUGGGUAGAGAUCGUUUAUGAGAUCACUGGGCUGAAAUGAGGUAUUCUGGGGAUAAAGUAUCUAGGAUGCAUCUGCUCCUCAUUUCUUUACUACAUCUUUUAUCAGUUCUUUUCUUACAAAUGGGUUUUGCAAAACAGCAGCUGAUACCUGGCUUUGUACUGGUACUGGCAGAUACUUGGCACAUAGUUUUUCUCUUUUCUCCUAAAAUUAAAUUGCAAGACUAAUAUCUGGUACACAAACAAUAUAAGUAAAUUAUAAGUUAAAUAUUUCAGUAACAAUGACAACUGUAUACUGUAGUGACUGAUGGAAUUACUUGUAAGCUUAGUAGAACUAGCCUAAAGAAUUUUAUUCUUUUUCUCCAUGAAUUAAAAAGUUCUGACUCUGUUUAUUCAUUAUGGGGCAAUGAGCAUGAUGUAAUGGAAGAGGGGCAUCAGGCUAGAAAACUGUAUGGUCUUAAGCUACUCAGAUAAUUUUGGGGGGCCUUAUUUUUCUCUUAUGUGUGAUGGAGCUCAUGUAACGAGGUACCUGUCCAGGCUACCUCACAGGGGUGUUGUGAGGAUCAAAUGAGAUAAUAGGUAUGGAACUGGCUUGGAAAAAAAAAAAAAGAAGAAGAAUGUUACGUAAAUGCAAGGUGGUAUUUUGAUUCUUGCUGUUGCCACAUAUGCAACUUAAGUUCACAAACUCUAAAAAUGUAAGAGUCCUUGCAUAUUAGAAAUGUUAAAAUGGUCUGGCCCAACAAAGUGUUCACUAGUUCAUCUUGCCUGCAGGCCUCUCAGCCUGUACAACAUACAGAACACUAUAAUCUCCGUUUGCUCUUAUUGGCCUGCGACAGUGACUCUGGAUCCCCAAGCAAUUGGCUGGCUAUUGCAAGGCUGGUUAAUAGGAUCUUUUAUCUGAUGAAGACAGCAAAGUAUUGCACAAGAGGAAGGAGCUGGGCUGCAGGGAGAGAACAGCAAAUGGAAAGAAGCCUUCUGAUUGUCCUGAUGUCAUGGAAAACAACUGUCAGGAGGUGCUAGGGAACUAGUGCCAGGGUCAGUCUGCAGGAAAGGCCUUUCUUAUAGGGACCAGCAGCUGGACAGGUAUGUUAGCCCAGAACCUCACUAUCCACCGCCCUUUUACUUUCCCACCUUUCUUUCAGUCUUCCUUUCCUUUACACAUGAUUUGGACCUGGGUGGGAUGACUAUUCAUCACUCUGUGGGACCCCAGGUGAAUUUCAAGGACUGUGUGGUGGGCAAGAGCAGGAUACUGUCCUACAUUUCUUCUUAAAAACUACCACGUGUUCUUUAGCCACUCUCUGGGAAGACAGAAAUACACCCCUCAUAACUCUGGAUUUUUCUGCUGAUUCUUUCCCUUUUACCCCCAAGAAAUCAAAUCCCCAACCUUGUUGUACUUUGUCAGCGGCUAACCAGCUCACUCAUUUUCACUCAUGCUCCAUUUCUUUUUCUGUUGUCAUGUAGGAUGGAGGAACCAGGGGACGCCGCUGUGCCAUUGAAGCAGAUAUGAAGAUGAAAAAGUAAAGCCUGAAAGUAUCCUCUUUGAGCUGACUCUGAAAUAGAAGUAAACAAGAUAAAGCUUGGGCUUGCAGGCCCAGUUCCAGAAGUGGAAGUUACAGAAGAGGAGUGCCUGGGCCACAUGACAUAAGCUGGGAAAAUCUCUCUCAGAGAGUUGAAGUAGCACAAUUGUCUGUUUUAGGGCAAAAAUCAUGGGCUGUGUUAAUGUCCUAAUGUGUAGCUAACAGAUUGUAGCUAGUUUGUACUGUCUGUGAAGUGUACAGAUUUUUUUAAAAUAAACCUGUGAAGUGUAUGUGUAUACAAUAAAUGUAAAAGAAAAAAUGCUA